GGCUCCAGCAGCGCCCGGUCUGCCAGGCCGCUCCGCUUGCUGCCCAGCCCGCCUGGCCUUUGACUUCCCGCGGCGGGGUCGGCAAACCGCGGGUAGUCUGGGGAUGCUUUGCGGUCGUCUGUCCAGCAGAGGAUUUGUUGUUUUCUUGCAGGUUGUCCAAACAUCAGGAUCUCUUUAGAUACAGCUCGGUUGGCCGGCACUGCUCUUGGCUGAAAACUAUGAAAAAACAUUUUGCAUAAAACUUAUGCGUGACUGACACCAUGGCAUCAUCUAUAAACUUAGACUCUGGAACCCAGUUAAUUGUAGAAGAGUGUCCCACCAGCUACAGCCUUCCGCCCAUGCCAGACAUCAAAGUGGAGCAUCAGCUUGACUCUAGCACAGAGGAGGGCCCAGCUCAAAGUGUCACCAUGGGGAUGAAGUUAAUUUUUCCCAACAGAUUUGAUAUGAAUGACUGCUCACGGUUUGUGAAGUCUUUGAAUGAGGAGGACAGUAAAAAUAUCCAAGACCAAGUUAACUCUGACCUUGAAGUGGCCUCCGUCUUAUUCAAAGCUGAAUGCAACAUCCACACUUCUCCUUCCCCGGGCAUCCAAGUAAGACAUGUUUAUACUCCAUCAACUACUAAGCAUUUCUCACCAAUAAAACAAUCAACUACCCUGACUAAUAAGCACAGAGGAAAUGAAGUGUCUACAACACCUCUGCUUGUAAACUCAUUAUCAGUCCAUCAGCUGGCAGCUCAGGGAGAAAUGUUGUACCUGGCCACACGUAUUGAACAAGAAAAUGUAAUCAAUCACAAGGAUGAAGAAGGAUUUACCCCUCUGAUGUGGGCUGCAGCUCAUGGGCAGAUAGCAGUAGUGGAAUUUCUCCUCCAGAAUGGUGCAGAUCCUCAGAUUUUGGGGAAAGGGCGAGAAAGUGCCCUCUCACUGGCUUCCAGUAAAGGAUACACAGAUAUUGUCAAAAUGCUGCUUGACUGUGGAGUUGAUGUCAAUGAGUAUGACUGGAAUGGAGGCACACCCCUACUAUAUGCAGUACAUGGAAACCAUGUGAAAUGUGUAAAAAUUCUCCUUGAAAAUGGUGCUGAUCCAACUAUUGAAACAGAUGCUGGCUAUAAUUCCAUGGAUUUGGCUGUAGCCUUGGGCUAUCGGAGUGUUCAACAGGUUAUUGAGUCACAUUUAUUACGGCUACUUCAAAAUAUCAAGGAAUAAUGGUUGGCUUUUCUGUGGGUGUCAGUUCUUCACUUGGGAGAUUUAGCCUUGUCAUCAGUGACAAGGAUUGCCUGUUUUGUAACUUUACCUCCUUUGGAGCAUUUGCUGGUUUUAGCUAAGUUUUUUAAUAUGCUUUCUCUUCUUUGUUGUUCAUAGAAAUGUGAUGUCAUCCCUUUCUUAAGUGUAUUUUAUAUAAUUUUAGAAGUCAGUUGCCAUAUGUGAAAAACUUUGUAAAUAAAACCAGUUUUGAUCAUGUAA
Messenger RNA from Calypte anna (Anna's hummingbird), 1460 nucleotides. RefSeq names its product ankyrin repeat family A member 2 (gene ANKRA2). Gene Ontology annotation, biological process: regulation of gene expression. The coding region runs from base 261 to 1202 and encodes 313 amino acids. Gene Ontology annotation, molecular function: protein binding. The transcript is spliced from 9 exons. NCBI's taxonomy places the organism in Eukaryota, Metazoa, Chordata, Aves, Apodiformes, Trochilidae. The record is from RefSeq and is a predicted model, not a curated record. Gene Ontology annotation, cellular component: nucleus.